Molecule: messenger RNA, 3977 nt
Organism: Phaedon cochleariae (mustard beetle)
Lineage: Eukaryota; Metazoa; Arthropoda; Insecta; Coleoptera; Chrysomelidae
Source: the annotation of a GenBank genome assembly
GCCAGAUUUAACUGUGCUUAGAAUUAGGAUGGUGCUCUCUACAGCUAUCACUAAAUCAUGUUUACGUUGAAGGGACUUGUUAUUUGGAACAUAUUUUCUGCUGGUGUUCUUUUUAUGAGUUUUCCUAUUGAAAUACGCAGCUCUCUACAGGGUGAAGAAGUUUCUCAAUGGGCAGAAGCACUAGGAAAAGACCUAUGGACUUUGGGGCAAGCCAUUACUAGAUUUUCAGAAAUAAAACAUAAAUAUACGUUUCUAAAUGCUAAAAUACAGAAGAAAGAUCCAGAAGCGUUACUAGCUGAAAUCAAAGCAAACAUGUCUAUUAUGAUAAACGCGAAAAUAAAUGCUAUUCAGAGCAUUCAGAAGAAAGCUGAAAAAUAUGCUGAACAUCCAGUUGUGGAUAUUUCAAGUAAUUAUAGCUACUACAGCUCCAAAUAUUCACCUAUACAAGAUGAGAAGAUAGAUUUACCAGGGAAAUUACAAAACAACAGUUAUAUGUACAAAAAUAUGACUGUCAACAAUGAUACACAUUUCUAUAAUCUUGCAGUCAACACAAAUUAUAGCUCAGUACAUGUUCCAAUAAACGUUUAUGAUCUAGAAGUACCUGCAGCUUCUGCAAUUCAGUGGUCAGAAUCUCUAGAUGCCACUUUCAAGGAAAAUUAUCGUUUGGACCCAGCAUUGUCCUGGCAGUAUUUUGGGAGUGCAACAGGAAUCAUGAGACAUUAUCCAGCAUGGCGGUGGCCCGAAAAAAAGGCCAAAACUAACAAGGAAUUGUUAUUAUUUGACUGCCGAAUAAGAACCUGGUUUAUAGAAGCUGCUACAUGCACUAAAGAUGUUGUGAUUUUGAUAGAUAAUUCUGGCUCAAUGACUGGAAUGGGUCACCACAUUGGUUCUCUGACGGCUUUCUCAAUUUUGGAUACAUUCUCAAAUAACGAUUAUGUGAAUGUUCUCAACUACUCUUCAACAACAAAUUACACGAUCCCUUGUUUUGAGAAUAUGUUAGUACAAGCUACCGAAGAAAACAUUAUUGUUUUUAAGGAAGCUAUAAAUAAUUUGAAACCAGAUGGGAAAACUCAUGUUGGUCAAGCACUAGGAGUAGCUUUCGAAUUACUUGAGAAGUACAGAGUUGCAAGAGGUUGUAGCGGAAAUAGUAGUAAUUGCAAUCAGGCUAUCAUGGUCAUAACAGAUGGAGUAAGUGGCAAUAUGAGUGAUAUUAUAAUGAAAUACAAUUAUCUGAACAACGGCUCUAAUAUACCAGUUCGAAUAUUCACCUAUCUUGUGGGGAAGGAGUCUACAAAUGUUGAAGAAAUCAAGUGGAUGUCAUGUGCCAAUAGAGGUUAUUAUACACCAGUUCAGAGUUUAGAACAAGUGACGGCUUCUGUAUAUCAGUACAUCAGUGUUAUAGCUCGACCUUUAGUUUUGCAAGCAACUGAUCAUCCUGUAUCUUGGACACAUGCAUAUGCGGAUUUAACAUAUGAUGAUAAAACCGACAAUACAAUAAAUGAACCAUACAGACUACUAAGCUCAGUUGCAAUACCUUGUUAUGACACAAAAAUCAAUAAAAUGAACGAUACCAGAACAGCAUACUUACUUGGAGUUGCAGGGACAGAUGUGCCCUUAGACGAAUUUCAAAGAGUAACAGUGCCUUAUAAAAUUGGAGUCAACGGCUAUGCUUUCAUUGUCAGUAACAAUGGAUAUGUGCUUAUGCAUCCAGAUUUGAGACCUGUGUUUGAAGGUGUUCUUAAAGACAACUAUAACAGCGUGGAUUUGAGUCAAGUCGAACAACAUUCAUCCAAUGAAGAACCAAGAGAGUUGACUGAGAGUGUUGAAAAUUUGAGAAAAGCAUUAGUAGAUGGUGAAGAUGGCAGUAUGCUCGGUAUAAAGUUAUGUUACCACUACGAUGAUAUGAAAAGAGUUUUUGAAGCAACUUAUGAUUACUAUUAUACUGCUAUCGAAAAUACUCCAUUUUCAGUGGGUAUUGCUAUACCUCAUAAAUAUGGCAAUUAUAGUUUGGAUGUUGGAGAUGAAAUUUUGAGAAACCAACACACUGGAGAGAUCUUGACUUCGUUUUUCACUGGAAAUUGGAAGAUACAUCCAAAAUGGGUUUACUGUAAGUAUCACUACUUAGAAGGUCAUGAAUUCGACACUCCAGAAGCGGAACUUCUCGAGUUCCUGAAAAUGAUGUACAAUAGAAACUUCAAAUGGAAGAGUCAGUAUGAAAAUCAUGGAAAAAAGUCAUUAGAACAGAAUGACUAUUACUGUGAUAUGCAUUUAGUUCAGAGAUUAAUUUUCGAUGCAAGGAAUACUCAUGAAUCUUUCAAUGAAACAUGGAAAUUCAAGCCUAGGGAACUACCGCUUUUUCAGCGUUAUGAUGCCUCCUUAAGGUUUGUAGCAACAAUGAGUGGUUUAACUAGAUGGGAGUAUAUAAAACUAGGAGACGAUAAAAGCAAAAUAAAAAAGGUUUUUGGGGACCUACAUCCAAAAGCAAUAAAUGAGAAGUGGUAUAAGAGUGCGGUACUCCAGCACCAGUACGAUGGUGAAUCGUUUGUUUAUUCAGUACCAUUUGAUUCAGCAUAUAGAGCAAACCCAUUGGUUACUGGAAGUUAUGCUAUUUUUCCAUCAGAUGGAGGUAAAGAAGCUCCUGGUUCUGUUGUUGGCUAUCAAUUUUCCCAGAAAAAACUUCAAACUAGAUUCAAAGAAAUAACCAAUAAAUUAUCAAACCAAUGUUCACAUUGUAGUAGAUGCAAUGAUUCCCUAGACUGUUAUGUGGUGGAUAGUUCAGGCUACAUAAUAGUUUCUGCAAGUAAUACUGAUACUGGAAGGUUUUUUGGGGAAGCUGAAGGGGACAUAUUUCAGUCUAUGGUCGAAGAAAAACUAUUUAAACAAAUAACUUUGUAUGAUUAUCAAGCCUUGUGUGAAGUUGUCGUCAAUUCAAAUUCGUCUAGUACAUCCAAUUUGAUAAUGAAACCAAUCAAAAGUACUUUCAAUUGGGUUGUAUCAAACAUAAUAGAAAUUCUUUCUGAUAUGAGUGGAUUUUUACUUCGAAUAAUGUCUGGAAACUCCACUGGUGAGACCAUGGAGGAAAUACCAUUGUCAAAAGACUACUAUGCUUGUGAAAAAAAACUAGAUCUAUUUGUUCUUCAACAAGAACUUUUUAUUAAGGGAUCCUAUUAUGGGGAAAUUCCUUAUGAAAGGAAUUAUUAUGUCAAGCGAAUACGAAACACUAAUUUGAUCUUGGUUGCAAUCAACAAUACCAAAAUCAAAUAUGAGAAUGUGGUGAUAUCGACAAAUCCUGUAGCAAUAACUGUUCAAGCAAGAUACGAAAGUGAUACUAUCAAUACAACAUUACUACCUUGUCAAAAAAGAAAUCUGAAUAAUCUGGAAAGGCGUAGACUCAAGGGUUGUUAUAAUGAACAUCCAUUGGAACAUGAAAUCAUAGACUGUGGCAGAGCAAUACCAUUGAAGGUGAACAUUGCCCUUUUACUAUCGUCUAUAGUCCUGAGGUAUUUAUAAAGCACAUAAGUACAUAAAAAGUAUAUUAAAAAUUUUUGAAAUGGUGUUCGAAUUUUUGUUCACUUUGCUUAUUUAUCUUACUACACGCGGUAUCCACUCCUGAUGUCAUUGAUGGUGGUCCACAGCUGAAAACACCAAUUCUCUUGGACUAAAAAAAGCAAAUUGUUAACUUCGAAUCAUGUUACUAUGGCAAAUAAUACCGACCGAUUGGUGAAUGACUUGUACAGUUUUGAAAAACUGCGCGAAAGCUGGUCUACCAAAAUGGGUAACGGCUCUAAGAUUUGUGAACAACGACUUAUGUGAUACCCUUUGGUAGUGCCUUUCACAAAUGUAUAAUAGGAUUGUCCUAAGAUCGAAUUUCUCGUAAAAUUGUGUGAUGAAGAUAUGACAGCUCACAAAUUGCUUUUCAUCUUUAUUUUCCACAUCCCUUAUAAUGUCGAUCAGCCAUUCAAAUUGUUUUUGAGUUC